AUCUCUGUGCUUAUGAUGACAUAUUCAGUGUUUAGAGUAAGAGUAGGGCAAAAGCUUCAUGGGAGGAGCCUGCUCCUGCCCAUAAACUUUGUCUUUCUGUCUUCUGAACAAUCACUUUCCUCCUUCUCAUCUCAGCCAGAGACAGAACAUCUUAGAAAUAUGCUUGAUACCUGGAUUUUAUUGUUUCCCCUCCUGUUAGCUGCAGGGGCGAAGGCAUUCAUGAUCCACAACACCCAGCACAGUCUGUGUCUGGAGGACUCAGCAGCUACAGGUGAAGUCCUGCUGAAGAAGUGCCACCUGGACUCAGAGUCUCAACAGUGGAUCUGGAUUGAUCAGGGCAUGCUGAAGUGUGUUGCAUCAUCCAGAUGUUUGUCAGCCAUGCAGACAGAGCCUCUCCGGACCCAGGCUUGCCAGGGGCCAAAGGUGGAUGCUGCAAGGUUGAUGUGGGAUUGUGACAGGGACAGACUGAUCAGUAGGAACACAUCAAUGCUGCUGUCAAUAGAUGGCCGACAUCUGAUUCUUACACAUGACAGCAAACUCUCUAAGUGGAGGUCUCUGGAUAAGGGUGACAUCUGCCAGGAAAAACUCAGUAAGUCAGUGAGGAUUACAGGUUACAUUAUUACAGUACAAUUUGUGGAGGCAGGCACUGAAAGUUGUUUGGAUCAGCUACACAAAUAUAAAUGUUUAAUCUUUUGUUAAUAUAGACAUGCUACACAUCGUUAGGUCAGUUAGAUUCUCCAAUUCAAUUCAAUUCUAAUCGGAAGGUUGUUGGUUCGAUC
Molecule: messenger RNA, 779 nt
Organism: Morone saxatilis (striped sea-bass)
Lineage: Eukaryota; Metazoa; Chordata; Actinopteri; Moronidae
Exons: 3
Coding region: 13-699 (228 amino acids)
Source: RefSeq, a predicted model, not a curated record